AGGUAAGCGAUGAACCAAGUUUCCUUGGGGGACGCGCCAUUUUCUGGAACUACUAAUACGGUAGUGUGUCGUUAUAAAGCCUUAUUAGUCUUUUUAUUUUUUUGGUAGAUACUGUGCUAAUUCUCUUUUAAAGUAAGAUGGGACGCAAGAAGAAGAAGCAGAUGAAGCCUUGGUGUUGGUACUGCAACAGAGAUUUUGAUGAUGAAAAGAUUCUCAUCCAGCACCAGAAGGCAAAGCAUUUCAAAUGUCAUAUCUGCCACAAGAAAUUGUAUACGGGCCCAGGAUUAGCCAUCCACUGCAUGCAGGUACAUAAAGAAACUAUCGAUGGUGUGCCCAAUGCUAUACCUGGAAGAACUGACAUAGAGUUGGAAAUCUAUGGAAUGGAAGGUAUUCCUGAGAAGGAUAUGGAAGAGAGGAGGCGAGUUCUGGAACAGAAAACACAAGCUGAGAGUCAGAAAAAGAAACAGAACAACCAGGAUGACUCUGACGAGUAUGACGAGGAUGAGGAACCGGGUCCCUCCUUCCAGCAGCCGGCUGUGCAGCCGCAGGCCAGCUUUGUGCCACCCAUGACCCAGCCUGGGAUGCCCCCUGUCCACGGGACUCCUGGCAUACCGCCGGGAAACUUCGCAGGAAUGCCUCCCAUGAUGCCCGGUGUGCCACCCAUGAUGCCAGGGAUGCCGCCUGUAAUGCCUGGCAUGCCUCCAGGCAUGAUGCCAAUGGGUGGGAUGAUGCCCCCUGGGCCAGGAAUGCCCCCGAUGAUGCCAGGCAUGCCACCAGGUAUGCCGCCACCUGUUGGGCAUCGUCCACCAAUGGCGCAGGUGCCUCCCGUUACAUCGCCCGCUAUGCUGACCCGGCCAGCCAUCGUCACAGCUGCUAGCUCUGUCCCUCAGCCAGCCGUCACCAAGCCCCUGUUCCCAAGUGCAGGACAGAUGGGGACUCGUGUGCCAAUCACAAGUACAAGCUCUCCGAGUGCUGACACUCUGUCACCAGCUCCUAAAUCCCUGUUCCCUAGCACGGCACAAGCCCAGCCGGCAGUGUCGGGACCGGUGGGGGCAGAUUUCAAGCCCUUGAGCACGACUGCCGCCUCAUCAGACGCCCCCAAAGCGACAUUCCCAGCUUAUACCCAGUCUACUGCCUCUACCACCAACCCCUGUAGUAGCACUGUGUCCAAACCCCCAGCCACUGUGACGAGUAAGCCAGCUACCCUUACUACAACGAGUGCAACCAGUAAGUUGAUCCACCCUGAUGAGGAUAUCUCGCUGGAGGAAAGGCGAGCCCAACUGCCCAGGUACCAGCGGAAUAUUCCUCGGCCGGGUCAGGCCCACAUGGGCGUACCGCCGGUGGGACCGAUGGGUGGCCUGAUGCCCCCUCAGCAGCCAGGAAUGAGGCAUCCUAUGCAUGGGCAGUAUGGUGCUCCACCCCAGGGAAUACCUGGGUACAUCCCUGGCGGAAUGCCUCCGUAUGGGCAGGGACCGCCAAUGGUCCCCCCCUUUCAAGGAGGACCCCCCAGACCACCCAUGGGGAUGAGACCACCCGUAAUGUCCCCAGGAGGUCGAUAUUGAAGCUGAGCCUCCAUCUCUCAAUAGGUUUGGAGAUUAAACCUUUUCUCACCUUGUGCUUACAGUAGCCAAACCUGUAACAGUAAGUCCAAUGAUGAGGAAGGGGGAGAGCAAGUACAACGCAUGGGACAUUUCAUUUAACAUAACAUAUUUUCAUGUAAAGGAACACCAACUGUCGUUUGCAUUUUGAUACCUUGUGGCUCUUUCUCAUGUCUCAUUUAGGUUUUUAGAAGUGAAGUUUAGUAAAUACGGUUCGUAAUGUUUUGAAGGCGCCGGAUGUAACAUGAACAUGCCCACCUUAAAUCAAAGGCAAGUUUCUGUACAUGCAUUAUUCUACUGAGUAGUGAGGCCUUCACAGCACUCUAGGUGCUGUUGGACACCUUGUCCCCAGCUUUGCUUGGUGAGGGCUUCAAGUAACUGUUUUCCCAGCUGUUUUGUGUGUUUUGCGUCCUUGACACGUUUGGAAGAAUUUGCUCUUGUUGCAGGUUUGAGGCCACAAGAAUAACUCUGUGAAUAUGAUUUCUGUACUGUUGUGAUCACUUGUUGUAAUAAUAAAACGUGAUGAAAACUCAAGGCUGUUAUUUCAUGACCAAAGGAAGGCUGGCGCCAGGAAGGUUUGUACAUGUGCUGGAUUUGGCUCUAGCGGCGUUACGAUUAAUGGCUGAAUGAACGGAACGUAUGACUGGAGGUUUCUCUGUGCGUGGUUUGGUUAUAGUGCCUGGAGGACAGGCCUGGCCAAGAGCCUUGCGGAGCCCAUCCAGUGAGCCCUUAUGCAACUGGGAAUCGGUGCUCUUCUGCCAUAGGCAGACGAUGAUGUAAGUCUCUGUGUAACCAUAAUCCUUACCAGAAUGGCACAGGGCGGUAGACUGCCAGUUUCAGUGAGUUGAUGAACACACUGCAUGAUCACCUGACAUAUACUAUAUGCAAUUGAUUUCUAAAUUUAGGUAUUUCCUUUCCAUGUUUUCAGCAGCUCUUUGCCCUUUGGCCUCCAGGCACGUCUAUAGUGUCGUUAUACCAUCUGGCACGGCAUCAAGAAACCUCAGUAUACACAAGUCCCAUUGAUCGAAUGUAUUAGUGUUCUAGAUAUUUGCAGUUGCCAUCAUGUAGUGGAACCAUUGUUGCAUAAUUGGUUUCAGAAGCACAUUCCUUAAAGUGUGUGCGUGUGCGUGUGUGUGUGUAUAUAAUCGCCUGCCGCUGUGCGUGACACAAACGGUCAGGUAUGAUUCAGGUCGUCGUUGGUCAUCCACAUUGAGGCGCUGUCACCCUGUCUGCUCAUGGUACCAUGUUUAUUUGAAAGCUGUAUUGUAAUCUGCUUAAACAUCUAAGUAAAGUCUCAGUAACUAAGUUCUGUGCCUGCCUUUAAUGGCGGCGUUCGAUGUUCAGUUCUACUCAUCAGGGUUUCGCAUUUUUAAUUUGGAUGCUGCCAUAGACCUCUGAAUGGUUUGGUUUGCACGUGGUAAAUCUGCCUGUAUGGACAGGUUGCUCGGGAUUCAUUUAAUGUCAUGUGCUGUUUCAGAGUUGCUUUUUCAGUCACGAGAAAUGUACUGAUUGCCAGGAUUGUGUGUGUUUGUGUUAUUGUUGCUGUGUUCUGUUAAAAGGCACACCGGAGAAAAAUACCUUGAGUAAUUUCCCUGCAAUCUCAACAAAAAAACUGAUAACCCACAGACUGAUCAGAUUCUUUUGCCCCCCCCCCCAACCCCCUCCUUUCAACACCUAAGUAUGACCAGAUACGUCACUGAUUCCAGUGACUAGUGAAGUAGCUUUGAGCAGCACCCGAGGGACAUUGAAUGCUUCUGUAUAAGUGCGUAUUAUUUGUAACUGCAAAGGUGAAUUUGGCCGUUCUGCUAAAAUAAGGAUUUCUCUUCUCCCUGUAGCAAUGCCAUGGGACUGGCUGAGGCAGUCUCUCAGUGUUGCCCUGUACAGUCUGAGGCAAGUCCGACUUUCCAUCUUUCAUUCCAUUCAUGUCAGGGGCCUUCACAGCCUCCUGGCUGUUGGAUUGCAUUGUCCCCAAACUUUUAGCAAGUUUGGUGAAGGCCCUUGUUUUGACGUCUUAGAUCUCAAGUUAGCGCAGUGGUUUGUAGAUUUAUCUGCACACUUCGUCACAAACUGUGUGAGAUUUGAAAAGAUCUGGAAGCCCGACAGCAUAGCAGGUCUGUUUUUAAAAGCAGGGCAUCUGAGAGUAUGAGGAACAUCUUACACUGGUUACUGAUGUGCAUGUCUGCAAAUAAAACCUUCACUUAUGGUGAUAAAAUAUGUGGAAACUGAUAGGAACUGGUUUACAAGUGCAGGACUGCAUCUCAGAACUGUCACACAUUAUUAGCCUAAUUUCAAUUCUCGAGUCUAGUUGGAGAGGAAUGGCUUCCAGCUUAGUAAGGGAACAUGCUUCCUUAUCUUUUACAAAUACUCCUUAUUUGAAGUCCUUCUGUGGCCAUUACUGUUCACACUGUUGUACAUCCAAGCUGCAUAAUUUGAGAUCCCCACAGGUCCGUCUUAUAGACUCAACAGAUGUGAUUGUGGUCAGUUGACAUUCACUGCCAGAAGCUCGCAAAUGCUAUCAAAGGUUGUCAGGAUGGAUUAUUAAGUUUAACUCUUUCCACUUUAUUGUUGUUUCUCUGUCAGCCUGUAGCAGGAACAUGUCUGCCCCUUUGCCUUGGCUAUUAACUGAUUUUGAAGGAAAAAAAAAAACCCUGAAACCUGAUGUGUAGCAGGUUGGUUUACUCUGUAAGUACUUACUUUUGUGGUACAGUGUUUGUGUGUUGUACAGAGUUUGUGAUGUCAACAGUUUAUUCCUGUACUACUGUAAGCGUUUAAGGUGUUCUCCUCUUGGAUUUGGAAUUGAAAAUGCAAUAAAAUGCUAUGCAGUGCUUCACGGAAAUGUGCCUUUCCUCUUAUUCCAGGAAACUUGAUGUUAACUGUCCAUUUUCCCCCCCAAUAGUAAAUGGCUGUGCAGUUCAGGUCCUGUCUGUUGUCACUGAGAUGGGCGAGAUGCCCUCAACACUCAUGCACCUGAGUGUUUCCCAUCUGAUCCUCGGGAACCCACAGACGGUCCAUAUUUCUGCUCCCUGCCAGAUGGUUCACGGAACUGGGAGGGAGCUAAAACGUGGACUGUCUGUGGGUCCCCAAGGACCAGAUUGGGAGUCACUGCCUUAAACACGCAUCCUGCUGCAGUGUUAUAGUAACAGCCCCUGGGACCGACCUGCAGGGGCAUCUUAUUUUGCUGUAAGUUUACGUCUAUGAAGACUCAAAGCCUUGGGAUGUAUGUUUUUUGAAUAAACUAACGUUGUUGUAAUUGUUGGUGUUUGCUGAAUGAUCUGUUAGUAACAAUCUGCCGUAUGGUAAUUAAACUUCACCUGUUAUUUCCCAGUGUCCUUUCUCAGCUUUGCCGUUUAUAUUAGUCAGCUGCUUAAAUGGCAACACUGCAAUGCUUUCCUCUGUCUUAGGCGAGUCUUUUGCUACACGUCUGUUCGUCUACCUACUGACCAUUGGUUUGGAUGCCUCUUGUGUCCCGCAUUUUCCUUGUUUUUGGCCACGGUUCACCAUAAUGGGACUGAAGACAUCAAGUCAUGACGCGUUUCAGGUGUAAUUUUCACCCAUUCUUCCUGCAACGAAUAUUAUGUAAGAAGCUGAUGCACAAAAGACCUUUUCUUCCUCUGGUGCAAGUCUGAGUUGGAACACUACUCUGAAAGGGUACCCAAGCUUCCCAGAACAUACAGUAUCUCAGCACACACAAAGGUGGAUCUGUGGAUUUGUUCUGCGAUUCAGAAGACAAAAGUCAGCUUGCCGUUGGUUUCUACCUGAAACGCAAGUGCCCGGUGGAGACAGAGGUGCUAUUCAUCUUGGAAGGGGAAAAGCCAGUACCAUCGCCUUCCUUUAUGGGUCGGACUGAGAUCCACGGGGAUAUGAGUACACAUCAAAUCAACGUGACCGUCUCAUCUCUGAGCCACAAUGACAGCGGUCUGUAUGCCUGCGAGUUUAUCAUCGGUAUGGAAUUAAAAGAGAUUCAUGUCAAGGGCCGGACAGACUACCUACUUUUUCUAGAGGCAGACAGUCCCUGCAGCUGUGCUGGCUACUCCUUCCUGCUGUACAUCAUCUCCGGUGCCACGGCUCUGUUCCUCCUCCUCACCUUCGGCCUUGGUGCUGCACUCUGUAGUAAGGCGUGCCGUCCUAGUAAGGUACCAAAACCACUUCCUAUUUAUGAAGAUAUGACAGCCGCUAGGCCGCCGAAAGACGGGAGUUUCCAUCAUCACCUCGACCCCCUGCAUCUGGAGGAAGUAGACACCGUGAUAUAUGACAAGCCCUAUGAGAAGCUCUCACAGGAAAACCACUAUGUGGCCCCAAGGAGGGGGUCGCGCGUGCCAGAGGACGGCGGGACCCAGGCGUAGGAUGGCUGACUUGCCCCCUCUCCCCCAGCUUCUCUCAUCCUUAAAAGCCCACAUAGGUACCAAGACGAUGAUCCAUGAGAUCCUUGAAGCCACAUUGGCUUUCAGUGGUUCAAAGACAGUGGGGAAGUCUUGGCCAUCAUGUGGCCUACUGUAUCUGUGGUUAGGAGCCACACCGUCAGUCAGAUGCCUUCCACAGUUGAGACACCCUUAUUGAGAAAUAUGAGACAGCAUAUUCACCUUGCUGAUGAAAUGGACUCAUGAAUUCACUAUUUUCACAGGUUUUUUUUUUUUUUUUUUUAAAGUUUUGUUGAACACCAGAAGUGAUCAUUUCUUCAAAUGCUACAAAUUGAGUUUUAAUUGACAAACGCCUACAUGCACAUGCUGUAACGUUUGUUAUGUAUAAUUUUGCUGUCUGGUGCAAAUAUCUUUUCCGUUUGUAAUUGCUGUAGGUUCUGUAUUAAGAUGUUGCCGUGGAUUCGGUAAGGCUGCUGGGUUUAGCAAUAAACCGUUAAGAGUC
Paramormyrops kingsleyae is the source of this 6458-nucleotide messenger RNA. RefSeq names its product zinc finger protein 207, b (gene znf207b). Gene Ontology annotation, cellular component: nucleus; spindle matrix; kinetochore. Gene Ontology annotation, molecular function: microtubule binding. The record is from RefSeq and is a predicted model, not a curated record. Gene Ontology annotation, biological process: mitotic spindle assembly; attachment of spindle microtubules to kinetochore; mitotic spindle assembly checkpoint signaling. NCBI's taxonomy places the organism in Eukaryota, Metazoa, Chordata, Actinopteri, Osteoglossiformes, Mormyridae.